Molecule: messenger RNA, 3201 nt
Organism: Homalodisca vitripennis (glassy-winged sharpshooter)
Lineage: Eukaryota; Metazoa; Arthropoda; Insecta; Hemiptera; Cicadellidae
Product: netrin receptor UNC5C-like
Exons: 12
Coding region: 335-1801 (488 amino acids)
Source: RefSeq, a predicted model, not a curated record
GCGUCGCGACGUCAGUGAGGUGGCGCGUCUACCGAAGGUUGUGUGUUGGAGACCAUCGCAACUGGGGAGACCUUUUGCGUAAAUCUUGUUUGUUAAGUUGGCUACUAUACUACGAGUACUAUACUGAUAGAAUAUUUUACCGAAUUGUUCGCUUCGAUCAAGGUUGAGGCAGAUUUCUCUAUUUCACAGUAUAUUGUGCUGGACACAACAAACCCAAUCACGUCAGCGAAGGUUGGACAUGAACGCUAGAUCUGUCAAAUAUUGCAGACUUGGAAUAUAAACAGUAUUAAAAACUGUGUAAAACGCAACAAAAAUGUAAUACCCGCAGUUGAAAAUGCUUUAUGCAAGCGUCGUUUUGUGUUUUUGUCACAUCAUAAUAACUUCGUCAAACCAAGAUGUAGAGUCCAUGGGUGAGGAAGAUGGGUUGUUGGACGAUGCCCUGGACUUGCCCUUCACUUCCGAGCACCUACCGGUGUUCCUGGAGGAGCCGGUGGACACCUACGCCAUGAAGAACAAGCCAGCCGUUCUCUACUGCAGGUCUGCACACGCGCUGCAAGUGUUCUUCAAGUGUAGUGGAGAAGCAUACCACAGACUUCUCCCCCAGCAAGUUUUUGUGGACCCUGAGACAGGAGUAAGAGUUGUAGAGACUGCCAUCAAUAUCACUAGGAACAUGGUGGAAGAAUACUUUGGCAAGGACAGGUUCCAGUGUCAGUGUGUGGCCUGGUCCUCUCGUGGUGAAAUAGAGAGUCAGCCAGCAACUGUUGAGAAUGCUUACCUGCAGAGACAAUUCCUGACAGUGCCACAUCCUGAGAAGGUGGAAGUGGACCAUCAGGUGGAGAUGCAGUGUCUCCCACCCUCUGGUCUGCCCUCGCCUACUGUUCGCUGGCUGAGGAACGGAGUUCCUGUUGAGCCCGAUGCCAACGUCAUCAUAUCCAGCGAGGGCCACCUGCUCAUCGGUCAAGCCAGGGUCAGCGACUCUGCCAACUACACCUGUGUGGCUGAGAAUGUUGCAGCAAAGAGAGUCACCAAGCCAGUUCUUCUGCUAGUCUAUGCCAAUGGAGGUUGGUCUCCUUGGACAGAGUGGUCAGACUGUCCCCAACACAGCUGUGAUGUUCAGCAGAGUCGCUACCGACUGUGUAACAAACCUUCACCUCAUCAUGGACUGCCUUGUCCUGGUGCUUCCGUUGAGACUAGGGAGUGUAUGGACCCUGACCUCUGUUUAGUGGUUGAUGGACAGUGGUCACCUUGGUCCGAGUGGUCUGUCUGUGACAUAGAAUGUAAACAGUACCGAGCCCGUAACUGCUCCCAGCCUGCACCAUCUCACAAUGGUAAACCUUGUCCAGGGGAGGGAGUUCAAGUCUUGUCCUGCUUCUCUGGCCAGUGUAAAGCCACCAAAAACAAGAUGCCUGCUGAUCUGGCGAUGUACACAGGGUUUGUAGUAGCAGUCUGUGUAUUUACAUGUGUCCUACUGGUCAUUGUCUUUAUCAUGUACUACAGGAGGCAACAGUGCACGGUCCAUACAGCUGUUGUCUCAGACUACUACGGAGGAGAAGAGAAAUCAGAGACACAACCAGAUGUGACCAAGACAGUGUUAUAUAUGUACUCUGACAUAGACGGAGGCAGGCACAAGCAGUACAUGUUGCCCCACAGUGACAGCCUCCAUCACUACGAUGUUCCCCAGCUGAGCCCCCAGUCCUCCUCUCACUGGAUAGUUGGGAAUAGGCUUGAAGAUUUUGAAAUUUUAAAAUCGUCUCAAGAAUGCUCCCUAAUGUCGACUUUUGACCAGAAGCACGGACUCUAAUUUCAACAUUUUUCCAGCAAGUGAGAAUAACUACUUAAUUUUCUAACAGUGUGGGGAUCUAGGCUUUUGUUGUGAAGGCCUACAAUGCACUGAUGCCACCUUCGAACAAGACACCAAAGACUAUGUGUUUGAAAGAUUCUUCUGUGGAAAUGCCUCCAAGAGCUACAACGAAAAUUUGAAAGGUCUUAGAGAAUUAAUAUUAAAAUUCCAGAGAGAUGGAUUUAUUUGAGACUAUUGUUAAUCCUGGAACUGGAAGUUGAAAUUUCCUUAAAUGAUAAGUGCUUUUGGCCUGUUUUGCAAGUUUAUUUAAAAAAAUGAGUAAACAAUAAUUAUACACCACAAAAUAGGUAGCAUUACAUAUAAAUUUUUAUAUUUAUUUGUAAUCUUAUGUUUUUUACAAAAUAUAACUUUAGUAACCAAUAUAUUAACAGAAAAGCUUUAAUUUUUAAUAAAGAUUUCAAAAUAGCAGUUCCCUUCCACAUUUAUUAUUGAAACAAUAUAUAUAUAUAUAUAUAUAUAUAUAUAUAUAUAUAUAUAUAUAUAUAUUUAUAUGAGUAGUUUGUAUAGUUUAUUUUGCUAAAUCAAUCUUUUUGCAGUAAAAACUGAAACGCUGACAAAAUUAUGAUAACUAUGAAUUUGCAAAUAACAAGUAAACAUUUAUCUGAAUUGAGCACUACGCGAUACAAGUAUGACAUAUAGUAGUUCUUCUUAGCUGUUUAAAGAAAAAAUAAUUAUUAAAAACUUAAAUUUAUUAAACAUUUUUAGCUACGGUUAGAAGCACUUGAAAAAAGAUGUUUUAAUUAUCUAAAAAAAGAUUUUUGCCAGUUCCAGGGUUAAUAGGUAAUGAAUUUUUAUCUAAAAGUGCUUUACUGGACCUAAUUUUGCUCUUGAACAUUUGAUGAUAUUUUUUCAUUUACAGAUUGCAUAAAUGUAAUACUUAUAUUUUUUAUUCUGCUACAGCUUAUACAUUUUUCAAUGUUUUAGCAUAUAGAUCAUCUUAGUUUUUCAUAUGAACUAACAGUAGAGAAAAAUGUAAUUCAGUACUUUCACGUUCAAAACCAUUAAAAUUGUCAACAGUAGUUCCUAAUGUAUUUUGCAGCAUUGAAAAUGUAUAACAAUAUACUUUUGUACAUAUUAUAUUCAUUAGUUUUAAUGUAUAUUUUAAUUUUUUAAGUGAUUUGUGAGAUGUAAAAAAUAUGUUUUUAUGAAAUGUUUAUGUAGAUAAAUCUAUUGCUUUUGCAUUAAUUUCCUACAUGAUUUUACAAAUAUGAAUAAUUUAUAAACAAUUUGUUGACAUUUAAUUUUAGUAUUAUCUGAACAACAAGAUUUGUAUCAUGUGAUUCAUAUGUAAAACAGUAUAAAAUAAAAUUAACUGUAUUAAAAUAUUUAUUUAUUACCCA